AUGGCGGAUUCACAGCGAACAUCUGAGCCCGUCAACUUUGUGCAUCAAGAUGAAAUCUGGAAAGCACAUGUAAAAGUGGAGAAGGAUUCAGCCGAAGUCUGGCCCAACAAGUGGGGCUCCCUGACUGAGGCCUACAAGGAGUACGAGAGGGACAGUGUGAAGCUGAGGGAGGUGGUCAGAGAGGAGCCACCCAAUCACCUGCCAUCACAACCUCCGACUCCACCUGAAAAAUCCAUCCACGUUGCCCCCUCUCCUCCGGUUCCUCAGACCACUCAGGCCCUGAUUGGUUGGCGUUCAGCUCACUCACAUCUUCAUCUAGAAAAGUUUGGCACAGUGCAUCAUGGGAGGCGUAGUUUCCUGAAGGAGCUGGGCUGGCCUUUCGACGCUUGCAUCUGACUGGAGGCCACCGCUCUGUGUCGUAUCAGCUACUC
This is a messenger RNA of Plectropomus leopardus (leopard coralgrouper), 431 nucleotides long. Its product is annotated as ciliary microtubule inner protein 1-like. Lineage: Eukaryota; Metazoa; Chordata; Actinopteri; Perciformes; Serranidae. The record is from RefSeq and is a predicted model, not a curated record.